AUGGACCCUUCCACCGUUACGGCGGAGCGCCUCUAUGGCGAAAUUGCUGGGCCCAGUUUAGAAGCGAAGCCAAAUUUCGUGUUUUCACCCUUCAGCAUUUUCAGCGUUUUUCACACCGCACAGAAAGGUGCUGCUGGGGAAACCAGGGGACAGAUGGAUGCACUCGUGGGUCCUAAUGAAAGCUUUGCCAUCCCCGAGUUGAUACAGCCACCUCAGAAAGAAGGUGCUGUUGCUGUCGACGUUGCGAAUCGGUUGUACGUACACCCUGGACUGGAGAAAAACAAACACUUCAAGAAGUUCAAGAAGCAGCUGCAGGAGGAGAAGCAGAGUGCAGAAACUAUCGAUUUCUCGGACGGCGCAGCUGCUGCUGAGAAGAUUAACAGUUUCGUUGCCACUACAACACGCGAUCACAUUAAGAACCUUCUGAAUGCCUCCGCUCUGGGGCCACAGACUCGCCUUGUAUUGAUCAACGCACUGUAUUUCAAAGCUCCAUGGCUCCAGCAGUUCGAAAGUUCUGCAACCAGCUUGGGCGUUUUCUUCACUCCCAGUGGUCCUAAGCAGACCCAGUUCAUGAAGGGGAAGCUGGACAAGGCGCCACUUUUGUUAUCCAUGAAGAAGGAAGCUUUGGCAGUGGGGCUGCCUUACACAGACCCUCGUCUUCGUCUUUACAUUGUCAUGCCAGAGGACCUCUCCAGCUUCGAGAAGUCUAUGAUCGAUAACCCGCAGCAGCUGGAGCAAACAUUUGCAGACAUGGAGUCCUCAGCAAUGGACAGGUCGUUUGAAGAGGAGAUAUUUUUGACCUUGCCGAAAUUCAAGUUGUCUGCAGAUGACAACAAAGUCGACCUGAGGGAGAUCUUCGGCAGACUCGGGGCCCCCGACAUGUUCGACAUGGGAAAGGCGGAUUUCUCAGGCAUUACUGGCGAUCGGGACCUCUUUGUUUCUUCCUUCGUCCACCAGGCGGACAUUGAUGUUAACGAGGAAGGUACAGAAGCCACCGCUGCAACUGCUAUGAUCAUGAUGUUGCGCGCCAUGCCCAUGCCUAAGACCCAAAUAAACGUUCUAGUAGACAAGCCAUUCAUCUUCCAGCUGCGCUUCGUUGAUGGAGACACAAAUCUUAUUCUUUUUAGCGGCCGUGUUGCUGACCCGACAGCUGCACAGCAGUAA
Molecule: messenger RNA, 1164 nt
Organism: Eimeria acervulina
Lineage: Eukaryota; Apicomplexa; Conoidasida; Eucoccidiorida; Eimeriidae
Product: serine protease inhibitor, putative
Exons: 1
Coding region: 1-1164 (387 amino acids)
Molecular function (GO): serine-type endopeptidase inhibitor activity
Source: RefSeq, a predicted model, not a curated record